UCUUCGUCUCUCAAACAGCCACAGAUGUACUGAUCCUGACAAGAGAGAACCUCCAUCUGCUGUCAAGAGAGCUUUGGACAUUUUACACAACAGCUUGAACUUUUAGCUGGAGUUUUCAGUCCAUCCUGUUCAGGGCAACUUUGUGGAUUAUCCUUAUCUUCUGUAUUUAAGAGUUCUUAAUUUCUCCAAGAGGACCCAUGUGGGUAGUGGAGAAGAUCCGUGUGUCAGUGGACAGAUCUAACCUGCCUAUCUCAUCAGCAGAACUCAGCUUUAAAAUUGGUGACAUCAUGUUUGGGGAAAAAGGCGAUAAACUUAAAAGGAUUUCCCUCUGUCCUAAUGUCAUCACCCCGGACAAUAUCCCAGAGUUCUGCAUCCCCCCAACGAUCCCAUUGCUGCAGGAGAUGAAGAACCCGGAGCAGAGCCGAGCUGCCCGCUGUAACAAGAUGUCUCCCUGUGAGAGGGCGAGCCCUGAAAUAGAGGUGACGCGUUAUGAGCCCAUGAACCCGCAUAUAAUCCAGGUGGAGAGUGUGGAUGAGAGCCCCUAUGAUGUCUGCAGCGACGAGGAGACUACCAAUGCGGAUCCCCAGAGCCAGGCCGCAUUGUCUCUUCCACACAUGGCCAAAGCUCAGACCUGCUAUGGCUUUUGCACCUUACUGGAGAGCCCCCACACCCGGAGGAAGGAGUCGCUCUUCCACUCUGAUCCCGGCUGCUCUCCCCUGCUGCUGCCCAGGAGCCGAUCUGCCGUGUGCUCCAAAGUCUCCUCGCCCUCCUCCUCUCCUUCCUCAUUCAGCCUUAACAGCCUGACCUCCAGGCUUUCCCCAAGAGGAUACACCUUGAACUGGCAGGCCACUCUGGACAGCGAUACCACUUCCUCUACUGAAUCCUCUCCUUUCAGCUCGCCACUGCUCACCAGGUGCCCUGCCAAGUCUUCCCUCUUCAAAGCACUGAGCCAUGAACUGCUGUUGUCAAGGAACAUAAGGAAGGCAAUGGUGUCCAGGAACAAUUCCCUGUCCACAGAUGAAGGCAGCUCGACAGACAAUAGCCCCAAUGUCAUGAGGAGGGCAUCAGAUGGGUUAACCGAAGGCCUGCCGAGCAGCUACAGCCUGGCGCCACCGACCAUUUUCCCCAUGGACUUGACUCUGCACAGAGAGAGGGUAAUGAAGGAGAGAAUGGCACCCAUAGGGAAAGAUGGCAGCCUGAGACUCUCAGCAGAGUACUGCCCAGAUAACCAAAGACUACGGGUUCGACUGAUCAGUGCUGAAGGCCUCUAUCCGCUCUCUGUAGACCCCAAGAUUAUCAACUGCAGCGUCAGCCUCUCUCUGGUGCCGGGAAAAGUCCAGAAGCAGCGCAGCACAGUCAUCAGAAAGAGCCGUAAUCCGAUCUUCAAUGAGGAUUUCUUCUUUGAUGCUAUCUCAGAGGAAGACCUCAUCCAGCGAUCCCUUCGCUUUAAAGUGGUGAAUAAAAUGUCCACCCUGAAAAGAGACUAUCUCCUGGGUGACUGUGAUUUGCCUCUUUCUAGCAUCGUGACAUCAUAAAACUAAGUACUUCCUUAACUGUUUAUUUAUGUAUGGAAUUAUUUAUUUGCAGUUUUGUAUUGUAACACAAGAUUUUAUAAUGAGUAAAUUAUGGAAAACACUGAGGUUGUUUGUCUUCUUAUUUCAAAAUAAGACUAUGCUCAU
Molecule: messenger RNA, 1679 nt
Organism: Centropristis striata (black sea bass)
Lineage: Eukaryota; Metazoa; Chordata; Actinopteri; Perciformes; Serranidae
Gene: c2cd4a
Product: C2 calcium dependent domain containing 4A
Exons: 2
Coding region: 198-1535 (445 amino acids)
Source: RefSeq, a predicted model, not a curated record